Ornithodoros turicata is the source of this 1246-nucleotide messenger RNA. Its product is annotated as B-cell receptor-associated protein 31-like. The record is from RefSeq and is a predicted model, not a curated record. Gene Ontology annotation, biological process: endoplasmic reticulum to Golgi vesicle-mediated transport; intracellular protein transport. Gene Ontology annotation, cellular component: endoplasmic reticulum; endoplasmic reticulum membrane. NCBI's taxonomy places the organism in Eukaryota, Metazoa, Arthropoda, Arachnida, Ixodida, Argasidae. Bases 256 to 987 code for a protein of 243 amino acids. The transcript has 9 exons.
CCUGCUCACGUUUGAUGCUCGCUUCCGCUACUGUUUUCCUUGUAAAUAAUUUCGGUAUCGAGUGGGCAGUGUCACGGUGUCGGUCGGCUUAUGAUUGCAGUUGACAGGGACCUACGAUAUUUAUUAACGAAUAAGUACGACUGAUCUUCAUUCUAUAGUUGAGUGCUGAGGCCGACACUGAGAGUGACAACGCAAUCCUAUUAUCUGUAGAGGUGAACGAGUAACACAUUUUGGCCCAGGUAAAACGAAGCAAAAAUGAGCUUUCAGUGGACGAUAGUAGCUGCAUUUCUGUACGCGGAAAUAGCCGUAGUGCUCCUGCUUAUGAUUCCGUUUGUGUCACCAAAAGCAUGGAACCGCAUUUUCAAAUCUAGGUUUUUAAAAAGUUUGAGUGCUCAGGCUGAUAUAUACUUCACCGUGAUGAUCGUGGUUCUGCUUCUCUUCUUCUUUGAUUCAAUCCGUGAGAUGCGUAAGUACGGCAGCCAUGGCGAGGAGGAAGCUUCACAGCACCAUCACCACCACCACUCCAACUUGGACGCCGAGAUGCAGCAAAGCAUGCGAAUGUUCCGUGCCCAGCGCAAUUUUUACAUCGCAGGUUUCUCACUUUUCCUCUGGCUCGUGAUUCGUCGUGUGGUGACGCUCAUCAGCGCCCAGGCGGUGCUCCUCGCCGAGAACCAGGCCUCGAUGCGUCAGGCGCAGUCUGCAACCGAAGCCGCGCAGAAAUUAAUGAAGCAGGGCAAGACUCUUGGAGCUGAGGGCUCUAAGCAGAACGAAGGGAACAGCAAGACGGAAUCGCUCGAGCAAGAUUUGAAGGAGCUGACGGAGGAACUUGACAAGGCACGCAAAGAUGUAGCGCGGAUUACGGCAGACCGUGAUGCGCUCAAGGGCCAAGCUGAGAACUUGACCAAGGAGUACGACCGGCUGUGCGAGGAACUGGCAAGGGCACAGCAGGUGGGAUCUGGAGAGUCAUCUGGGAAGAAAGACAAGUAGAAGUCCUGAGCGUUGCGAAGACCACGUCUUUGUUCCUCUGUCUGCGGGGCAGGCAAUAUUUAACGGUCAACACGACAAUGUAAAGUGUGUGUGUGUAAGAGUGUAACACACUUUCUCUUAAUCAAGGUUGUGUUGGAAAAUCACUGACGAUCUGCUGUAAGAUACUUACGUUAAUGUCUACACUCCUUUUACCUUGCUUUUUUUGUGUGUGUGCACAUGUUGUAGCAUGAUUGCAGCCAUUAAAAAAUUCAUCCUUGGG